ACCCCAUUAAGAUCCGUAUAUCCAUCUAAAACAUAUAGAAAAUAUACUUUCAAUCAUUCUCUUUGACCUAUCCCUGGCCUAUUCCUUCAAACGCUGCCAAACUUGCUCAAAUAUUCCUUAAAUUAUAAUACAUAUUCCAUCAAAGUCAAUCCCCCUAUCAUUAAGAGUCCUUAUACAGUAUAGAACAUUCUCUUUAUGCCACCAAAGCAGAAGCGGGGGGCUAAACCAAAGCAAGACUGGCGAACCAACAUCAAUCUAUUUUCCGAAGUCGACCCAGUUAAGAAGGAGGAGCUGCAGGAUAUACAAAGGAGAGUUGAGAGGUGUAGGGAGGCACAAUGGCAGGAUCAGAUAUUGGUGGUUAAAGAAGGAAUCCAGUCCUUCUUUGGGUUUGAAGCAAAGGAUGACCAGGCACGGUGUAUUGCACACCUCCUUUUCAAACAGAGAGACCUGAUCUUAACUGCAAAGACAUCCUUUGGCAAGAGCUUAAUCCAUCAAGCACUACCAUGCCUCUCUAGAGGAUCUGUUGCCAUUGUGAUCGUCCCUCUUGAUGCACUUGGUAAAGAGCAAGAAAAGAAGAUCUCAUUAAUCCCUGGAACCCGACCAAUCUUCUUAAAUGCAUCAAACACGAACGAUGGAGUGAUUCAAGAAGUACAGAAAGGUGCUUACACUCAUAUUAUUACCUCACCAGAGCAAUUGAUUGGCAAGAGGUUCCGUAUCCUUAUCCAGGAUCGGCUCUUUCGGUCCCAUCUGCUCUCUGUUUGUAUUGACGAGCUUCAUCUCGUUUUUGACUGGGGUGAUAAGUUCCGCCAUUCCUAUACAGAACUACGUAUCGUCCGACGGGAGCUUGAAGAUAUUCCGUGGUUUGGAACCACUGCAACUCUGGACCGGUUAACAUUAUCCCAUGUCCGGGGGCUCCUAGAAUUAUCAGACCAUAUUCAGGUUAUUCAAACAGACACCAACCGAGAGGAUCUUACCUAUAUUGCCAAGCAGAUCCCUAUACAUACACAGAAGUCAUUUCUCGGGUUGAAUUUCCUGCUCGAAGGUGCAUUUCGACAUUGUGUAAACAGGGAACAAGACCUACCAGGGGGAUGUUGUGAUGCUUGUCAUUGUCAAGGAAAAGGGUUUAUACCUACGCCUGAGCAAAUUGAUAAAACCAUCAUCUUUUUUAAGGCAAAGCGCGAGAUCCGGGAGUGCACUAAGAUAAUCCGUUCAUGGUUCCAAGAAUAUGGAUAUUCUGAGAUACUAGCGAAGGACACAGUGGCACAAUAUGGUACCAUGCUGACCUAAGCGAACAUGAGAAACAAGGGAUAUACUCAAAAUUCUACCAUUCCCCUAUCAGGAUCCUCCUUUCAACAGAUGCACUUGCACAUGGUUGCGAUAUUCCAGAUAUCACAAGAUCUAUUAUAUGGAAAAU
This is a messenger RNA of Eremomyces bilateralis CBS 781.70, 1414 nucleotides long. RefSeq lists its product as uncharacterized. The record is from RefSeq and is a predicted model, not a curated record. The coding region runs from base 196 to 1287 and encodes 363 amino acids. Gene Ontology annotation, biological process: double-strand break repair via homologous recombination. Gene Ontology annotation, cellular component: cytoplasm; chromosome. Gene Ontology annotation, molecular function: nucleic acid binding; four-way junction helicase activity; ATP binding. NCBI's taxonomy places the organism in Eukaryota, Fungi, Ascomycota, Dothideomycetes, Eremomycetales, Eremomycetaceae. The transcript has 2 exons.